CGAUAAAAGUUUUCAAUUAUGCUACGUGGUAUCGUAAGGGGUAAAAAGGGCACGUCUCUGAAAGACAGAAGCAAAAGUCUGGGUGCGGUUUUCUUAGAACAGGCUGAGAAAAAUGGAGAUAAAAUUUUCCAGGUAUUGCUACUUGUCUCGUGUUCCGUGUUGGUGAUAUAGUAGAUCGACGCUGACGCUGAGUCCCAAGACACCUUUGCGGCCUUAAAGCAAAGGUCCGUGCCAAUCGCGGUGAGUUUGCGGGAGUUAGGAGUGAAUCCCCAAGACGUGGUGAUGCUGUGCUGCAAAAACAACUCCGACAACAUAGUUCCAGCGCUGGCCGCGUGGUAUAUCGGCGCUCGCGUCGCCUCGGUGGACCCCAAGCAGGAAGUUCCCGAUGUGAAACGAUGUCUGGCUAUCGUGGAACCCAAAGUCGUAUUCGUCGUAGAAGACUCCCUGCGCCUGGUGGAAGACAGUCUUGUCGGUUCGGAUAUUUUUCCCCGUAUUAUAGUCAUAGGAAAAUCCGCAAAGUAUAAAACCAUGGCGGAAAUAGAACGAGCUGACAUUUGCGAUUUCAAACUGGCUGAAGUUACCGGCGAUGACGUCGCGGUCAUCAUGUUCAGCAGUGGAACCACGUCGGUACCGAAAGGCAUCUGCAUCAGUCACUAUUCCUUGCUAUACGGUGCUCGUGGUUUGAAGGAACACAACAGCUUGAAAAACCGCGUGCUGAUCCACUUCUCUUCGAUGUACUGGGCGUCCGCCGUCAUGAUGACCGGCUGGUGCGUAUUGGAGGCCAUUCCCAAGGUUAUUGGAUCCAACAUGGAGGGAGAAAGACUGUUGCAGCUCAUUGAAAAGUAUAAAAUAAGCUACAUCUUUAGCUCAAAUAUUGUAUCGUACUCACUCACUGACCUCGAUCCGGAAGUGGUAAGCAAGUACGACACGUCUUCCUUGUAUUCAUACCAUAUCGGAGGAUCCACUAUCGCCCCGCAACACUUACUGAGGCUCAGGAAUUUGCUGAAACACACCCACGUGGCUCUGCUUUUCGGCACCAGUGAGGUGAAUUACGCGAUAGCGUUUGAUCACACCCAGACCAAAGCGUAUCUAGAGAAGGUGUCGUCGUCCGGAACACCACUACCCGACGUAGAGUUAAAGUUUAUAGAUGUGGAGACCAGAAAGCCGGUAGGUCCUAAUCAGCAAGGGGAAUUGCUGAUUAGAACCCCAUACAUGUUGAGCGGGUACUACAAAAUGGAGAAGCCCGAGUCGUUCGACGACGAAGGUUUCCUCAGACAGGGCGAUCUGGGGUACUACGACGAUGACGGAUACAUCUACAUCACGGACAGAAUAAGCGAGACGUUCAAGUACAGAACGUUUCACGUGUCGCCAUCUCUUAUUGAAGAGGUAUUCCUGCAACAUCCGUCUGUCAGGCAGGCGGUCGUUUUCGGGAUACCGCACCCUAUAGAUAGGUUCCACGCUGCAGCUUGCGUCGUACCGAAGAAGAAUUCGGAUAUAAAAGUGGAUGAGUUAAUCGAGUUUGUCAACGCCAGAGUGUCAGGUAGUCAUCGUAUUAGAGGCGGCGUGAAAAUAGUAGAGGCAUUACCAAAAACCCCAUCCGGCAAAAUUCAAAGGAGAACCGUCAAAGAGGAGUUUUUAAAUAAUAUCAAGUGUUAAUAUUGUACACUGUUUAAAUUAAUGAAAUAUUUAUUUGCAGUGUAGAUAAUAUGAUAAUAUAUCUAAAUAAUAUGAUAUAUGUGUUGUGUUCAAAAAUUCUAUAAAUAUCGAAUACUUUAUACGAUAUAAUUGUUUUUUUGCUAUUUAUAUGAAACAAAAAUUAAAUUUGAAAAAUAUAAUACCCAUAACAUAAAUGAAUAUCGUAUAUUUUUAGUACUGCAGCGUAAAUUAAUUUAAAAAAAAUGCUGCUAAUAAUUUUCAUUUUAUAUAAAUUUACAUUACACCCCGAUCUUGACCUAUUUAAUCUUGGCUUUGGAGCAUUUAAACGACCCUUAGGACGGUAUAUCAAUUGACACACUUUAAAAAAA
This is a messenger RNA of Cylas formicarius (sweet potato weevil), 2024 nucleotides long. Its product is annotated as luciferin 4-monooxygenase-like. The record is from RefSeq and is a predicted model, not a curated record. The transcript has 6 exons. Gene Ontology annotation, biological process: fatty-acyl-CoA biosynthetic process; long-chain fatty acid metabolic process. Gene Ontology annotation, molecular function: long-chain fatty acid-CoA ligase activity. The coding region runs from base 283 to 1656 and encodes 457 amino acids. NCBI's taxonomy places the organism in Eukaryota, Metazoa, Arthropoda, Insecta, Coleoptera, Brentidae.